CCUGCCAUUUUGGUCGCGCGCGGCGUGCGCGCGCGGAGGGCAGCCGAGGCGGUCGACGCAAACGGAACGGCCGUUCCUCCGAAUUUGUUGAGACAGCCGCGCCAGCGCCAGGGACAAAAGCGGGCAGCCCCACUGAGCACGAUGCCCCGCCGCGACGACGAGGAGGAGAACGAGACGCGAGCGAAGCGCAAGGUCCACCCCGGCUUGAUCGAGGCGGACAACGAGGAGGUGGCCAUCGUGGUGCAUUUCGAAACUUCCGAGCCACCGUCGAAGCUCCGGACGCCGCACGUGCGCCGGUUGCGACUGAAGACGCUCGAUGAACGGUCAGAUCCGGAAAAGAUCGCCGACGACGUCAUGCGCAAGUGCAAAUACAUUCCUUCGUCCAAGCGAAGAGUCGUGGAAAUGCUCGUGGCCAAUCUGCAAGACCACCUCGCGAGGAAUGAUGAUGCGAGGCAGAACGCCCAGGAUGCGAGGGAGCGACGGCGACGGAAGGAGACGAACACGAGCGAGCGGGCGUCGAUCGACGACGUCGAUGACUAUGUGGAGUUACUUUACGAGGGUGAUAUCGACACGAAGAUCAAAGGGACUUCUCUGGUACUGUCUCUUUGUGGCCGAGUCGGUGAUUUGGAACAUCUCGUACAGCAUCAAACGUUGAUGGGCGCUCUCGCUCGAGUCCUGCAGGAAGACGGUAAGAAGUCGACGGAGGUCGCGUACAACGUCCUCCGCGUGUUUCUCUCGUUUUCUAAUUUUGUCGAGAUGCACCAGUUACUUGCCCAACAUAGAGUUGGAAGCGUCUGUCUCGAGGUCGUCGCGUUCGAGACGGACCGCAUCACACAUCACUCAAAAGAAAGUGAGAAGAGGGAGCUGGAGCGAGCGAGACACAACGAGAUGAAGGAAUCAUCAGAUAAGGAUGAAAGGCGCGCUAGACGCGCGCGACAAAGAUCGGAUAAGGCGUUGUAUGUGGCUCUCCACGUGUUGCUGAAUUUGGGCGAGGAUAGCGGUGUCGAGCACAAGAUGGUCCGGCGACGAUUAGUUCAUCAUUUAGCUUCUAUCUUAACGCACGCGACGUCCGCACCUUUGUUAGUGCUGACAGCUGUAUUCUUAACGCGACUCGCAAGAUACGCGGAAAAUAAGGACACGAUGGUCAAGCUCGACGUCUCUGGUAGAGGUGCGAGAUUCCUAGGCUGCGGGCAUCGGGAUUUAGUUGUGUCGUUACUACGGUUGUCGGCGAACUUGAGCUUCGACAAGGACGCGCGCGAGCAGAUGGUCUCGCGGUCCUACGUUCCGACGCUGGUCAAAUUACUCAAGGAACAUCAUAGAUACCGGGGGCCCUCUCUGAAAGUACUGUACCAUUUGUCAGCGGACGACCGGUGUCGGGGGAUGUUCGCGUACGCGGGAGCGGUUCCCAUUAUUUUGCAGCUGGUCCUGAAGUUCCCCCCAGAUAGGUGUGUGGCUCGGGAAUUAGCUGCUUUGAUUUGCAAUUUGACCUUGCACGCGUCCUGUGCGGAGAUCCUUUGCAGUCAACAACGAGGCUUGACCGCAUUAAUUGAUCGGAUCUCGUCGACGCAAGACGCGCCACUCGCGAAAACUUUGAGGAAUUUGACGCAGUGGUCUCUCAUAGAACAAGAGAACAAUAACCUAGAUGUCUCGCAAUACAAGCGGCGAGGUCUGUGGGCGCGGCACGUCGACAACAUCGUGUCGUUAGCGAAAAAAGCCGAUGAUCGGCACGAUUUACUAGUGGAAGCCUUGGGCGCCCUAGGUAAUCUGACGCAAUACGACUUGCCGCGAGCUACGACCUGGAAGGAUUUGGUCGACGACCACGACCUGUGCGGCUUCUUAGCUCGACUGUUAACGCCGGGCUUCGCGAGGCACGACGUCGUGCUGGAGGUGGUCAAUGUUGUAUCAGCAAUGGCCGCCGACGAAGGGGCUGGUAGUGUCGUAGCGUCGUCCGGUCUAGCUAGGGCAUUGGAAGAGGUCUGGCGGGACAAAGCGGACGACGCCGAGGUCGUUCUGCAAUUGCUCGUCGCCUACGGGAAGCUCUUCGCCUUCAAGAGCGUGCACGACGAGUUGCUCUACAAUUCUAGGGUGUUACUAGAUGUGAUGGACUGCCUGGAAAAUGAGAAUCCCGUCAUUGCUCACAGAGCGGACGCUUGUCUAGACUUGGUCUGCGAGCACGACCGGCAGGCUGAUGGAGACUUCGGUGAUUUGGGUAGUCAAGUGCGCAAGAGGCGCUUCCAGUCGUUCAACAAGGCGUACCUCCAGAAGACGGAAUUGUCGACAGGGGUCUAUGGGAGGCGGAACUACCCGUCGCCCUCCAAUAGCGAUGGCGAGUCGGAGUCGGCAUCGCCGACGCCCUAUAAACGAGGCGAGGCCAAGUACUCGGACUCGGACUCGCAGGAGGAGAAGUACGACGACUCGGGCGAGGGCAAAGGAUGGGACUAGACGCGAUGGCGUAAGUUAAAUACAACAUAUACGUUAAAUAGCCGCGGCCGUGUAUGUGGUGGCCGCGUCGGCGCCGUCCGGGGCGCCGC
This is a messenger RNA of Pelagomonas calceolata, 2531 nucleotides long. Lineage: Eukaryota; Pelagophyceae; Pelagomonadales; Pelagomonadaceae. The record is from the annotation of a GenBank genome assembly.